AUGAUAAUCUUUUAUAUUAUUGCACCUGCACUCUCAUACCUUAUUGAUCAACAUUACUAACCAUUAAAUUGGUUCUAAUAUGGAGAUACUACUUGUUAUGGAGUAAUGUUCGAUGCUGGAAGUUCAGGUACAAGAGUUUAUGUAUAUUCUUGGAGUUGCCGAGAAAAUAAAACAAUGGCUUAUAUUAAUAUUACUGAGAAGACAUUAGAAUAUAAGGUUGAGCCAGGAAUUGAUUCUUUUGGAAAAGAUUUAGAGUCUUUGAAAUCUUAUAUUGAUGAUCUAAUUUAAUUUGCAUAUGAGAAUGUACCUUAUAAUAUGCAUAAAUACACUCCAAUUAUGUUGGCUGCAACUGCAGGAAUGAGAAUGAUUCCAACAUUUUACUAGAUUUAAAUAAUAUCAACAAUAAGAGAUAUUUUUCGAUCAAGUAAAUUCCUAUUUCAUAGAGAUGAUUGGUGUAGAAUAAUCACAGGUUAAGAGGAAGUAAUUACAUAUCAUUAUAAGAUCAAAAGGGAGCAUAUAUGUGGCUAUCAAUUAACUAUAUGAUAGGUAAAUUGGGAAUAACGGAUAAUGAACAUGCAUUAACUGUUGAUUUGGGAGGAGGAUCUACUUAAUUGGCUUUUAAACCUAAAUAAAAUAUAGAUAAUAGUGAAGUAAAUUUAAGAAUUCCUAAUCACAAUUAAUAUAAGAUAUACUCUUAAUCCUAUUUAUAUUAUGGAAUAGAUUAAGCAAAAAAAGUUAUAUUUGAAAAUGAAAUGAAAAAACUAGAUAAAAAUAACUUAGUUUAUUAAUCUCCUUGUUUUCAUAAUGGUUAUAGAAACACAUAUAAAUAUAAUUCAUCUUAUAUAAUUAUUGGAACAGGAAAUAUAAAUAAAUGUGUAGACUUAAUUAAUCAAUAUCUUAAUAAUGAUAAAUCAAAAUGUAUUUAUGAAAAUUGUGGUAUUAAUGGAGUCUAUUAACCAGAAAUAGAUUCUGAAUUAAUUUAUGGUUUGGGAGGAGUAUAAUUUAUGGCUGAAUUUUUAAAUUUAGAAGAAUAUACAUUAGAAUAAUAUUUUAUUAAUGCAGUAAAAUUCUGUACUUUGAGUUAUGAAGAAAUUUAACAACAUGAAAUUUAUAGUAAGAAUAAAUAUUCAAAUGGAAAUUAUUUCUCAGUUUUGUAUGUUUAUUCUUUAUUGAGUCAUGGAUAUGGAAUUAAAUAGAACUAAAUAAUAAGAUCUCCUAAGUUGAUUGGUAAUAUUACUCCAACAUGGACUUUGGCUGCUAUGUUUUAUUAGAUUGCUUAGAUAGAUUGUGAAUAAGAUAGUCCAAUUUGUUCGACUAUAAUGAAUAAUUGA
Messenger RNA from Paramecium pentaurelia, 1331 nucleotides. NCBI's taxonomy places the organism in Eukaryota, Ciliophora, Oligohymenophorea, Peniculida, Parameciidae. The record is from the annotation of a GenBank genome assembly.